Sorghum bicolor (sorghum) is the source of this 1395-nucleotide messenger RNA. RefSeq names its product peroxidase 70. The transcript is spliced from 4 exons. Gene Ontology annotation, molecular function: heme binding; peroxidase activity. NCBI's taxonomy places the organism in Eukaryota, Viridiplantae, Streptophyta, Magnoliopsida, Poales, Poaceae. The record is from RefSeq and is a predicted model, not a curated record. Gene Ontology annotation, biological process: response to oxidative stress; hydrogen peroxide catabolic process. Bases 231 to 1208 code for a protein of 325 amino acids.
AAUUUAACCUAUGGAAUUUUCGAUCGGUUUGCUUGAUUGAACCAAAAGCAUGGACAUGUCCAACGAAGACCAGCGAUUAUAAAGGCAAAGCUGCUCUGAGUCUGGCCGGAUCUAGCCUAUAUAUACACACAAGCUGCCAGCACUGCAGGCAGUAACCAGAGCACACAAGAACCCAAGCACCUGAGCUCAGCCUCGCAAAUACGUUUCAGUUCCGGAGCGAGUGUUCGCUCAUGGCUGCUGCACGCAGCAGCCAUCGCUUUCGCCACUCCAAGCUCUCAGUACUGAUCCUGGCACUGGCCACGGUGGUGGCCGCCGCACGGGCUCAGCUUUCGCCGACGUUCUACGCCUCGUCGUGCCCUGCCGCGCUCGUCACCAUCAAGACCGCCGUGCGGGCUGCUCUGGUGCUGGACCGGCGCAUGGGCGCCUCCCUGCUCCGGCUUCACUUCCACGACUGCUUCGUGCAGGGCUGCGACGCGUCCGUUCUGCUGGACGACACGGGCAACUUCACCGGGGAGAAGAGCGCGGGCCCGAACGCGGGGUCGCUCAGGGGGUUCGGCGUCAUCGACACCAUCAAGGCCCUGCUGGAGGCGCUGUGCCCGCGGACCGUGUCGUGCGCCGACAUCCUCGCCGUCGCCGCCCGUGACUCUGUCGUCGCGCUAGGAGGGCCAUCGUGGACGGUGCAGCUCGGCAGGAGGGACUCCACCACGGCGAGCCUCUCCACCGCGAACACCGACCUCCCCUCGCCGGCGUCCAGCCUGAGCACCCUGCUCGCCGCAUUCGCCAGGAAAGGCCUGAGCAGCACCGACAUGGUCGCUCUGUCUGGAGCCCACACGGCGGGGCAGGCGCAGUGCCAGAACUACCAGGCCAGGAUCUACAACGACGCCAACAUCAACGCGGCCUUCGCGGCGUCGCUGAGGGCCGGCUGCCCGGCCGGCGGCGGGGGCGGCGCGAACGCGCCGCUGGACGCGUCCACGCCGAACGCGUUCGACAACGCGUACUACGGCGACCUGGUCGCGCAGCAGGGGUUGCUGCACUCCGAUCAAGAGCUCUUCAACGGCGGCUCCACGGACGGACUGGUCAGGAGCUACGCAGCCAGCUCGGCGCGGUUCAGUAGCGACUUCGCCGCUGCCAUGGUCAAGAUGGGCGGCAUUGGUGUCAUAACCGGGAGCAGCGGAGAGGUCCGGCGCAACUGCCGGAGGGUGAACUAGCUAGCUUGCAGAAUGCUGCAUUGCAUGCAUCGCACUUCUGAAAGAAAUUGAGUGUGCUGAGCUAUCCAACCAUGGUUAAAGGAAGUUGUAAAGAUUAAGGGGCAACGAGUUCAUAUAGCUUGUGUUGAUGUUGGGAUUAAAGAAGUACUCUUCCAUUAAAUUCUAAGAUAUUUUGGUCUUUUCUAAA